Messenger RNA from Ricinus communis (castor bean), 1336 nucleotides. RefSeq names its product NAC domain-containing protein 2. Gene Ontology annotation, biological process: regulation of DNA-templated transcription. The coding region runs from base 149 to 1024 and encodes 291 amino acids. Gene Ontology annotation, molecular function: DNA binding. NCBI's taxonomy places the organism in Eukaryota, Viridiplantae, Streptophyta, Magnoliopsida, Malpighiales, Euphorbiaceae. The record is from RefSeq and is a predicted model, not a curated record. The transcript is spliced from 3 exons.
UCAUGACUUUCCCUUGCGUUCUAAGUUUCAAGCGCCGUCACCACAAAGAGAAAGAAAGCAAGAGUCGGAGAGUAUUUACAGUUGCAGCAGAAGUAGAAUAAGUAGAGUAGAAGAGAAGGGUAAACAGGUCAAAGGAAAAAAAAACGAUAUGGCUGCGGUGUUAGAGUUACCACCGGGAUUCAGGUUCCAUCCAACGGAUGAGGAGCUUGUGAUGCACUACCUUUGCCGUAAAUGCGCGUCGCAGCAGAUUGCUGUUCCUAUUAUUGCUGAAAUCGAUCUGUACAAGUACGACCCAUGGGAUUUACCUGGUAUGGCCUUGUACGGAGAAAAAGAGUGGUAUUUCUUUUCACCUAGAGAUAGGAAAUAUCCAAACGGAUCGCGGCCGAAUCGGGCUGCGGGAAGCGGCUACUGGAAGGCAACCGGUGCAGAUAAGCCAAUUGGACAGCCAAAACCCGUUGGAAUCAAGAAAGCGUUGGUUUUUUACGCAGGGAAAGCUCCUAAAGGAGAGAAAACUAACUGGAUUAUGCACGAAUAUCGAUUAGCUGACGUGGAUCGUUCUGCUCGCAAGAAAAACAGCUUAAGGCUUGAUGAUUGGGUGUUAUGCCGCAUAUACAACAAGAAAGGCACAAUUGAGAAGCAAGGGCAAUUGAGUAAUAAGAAAAUAAUUAACUACUCGCCAUCGAAUAUAAUCGAAGACAAAAAGCCGGAAAUAAUGGCGCCGCCCCCUGCGCCGUCGUCCGGGACUGGAACGGCGAAUGAUUUCGUUUAUUUUGAGUCCUCCGAUUCGGUACCGAAAUUGCACACGGACUCGAGCUGCUCGGAGCACGUGGUGUCUCCGGAAUUCACGUGCGAGGUGCAAAGUGAGCCAAAAUGGAAAGACUGGGGCAGUAAUGUAAAUGCUCUCGAUUUUCCUUUUAAUUACAUGGAUGGCAGUAUGGACAGCGCUUUCGCGUCGCAGUUUCAGAAUAAUAAUCAGAUGUCUCCGCUUCAGGAUAUGUUCAUGUACCUGCAGAAGCCGUUUUGAGGAGGGAAAAGAAAAGUCAAUUUUUUUGACCUGAUGUGGUGCCUAAUCGCACGGUAGCACGAGACUGAAAGUCUAUGAGUGUGCCUGUGUGAGAGGGUAAUACAUACUCAUUUUUAUUUUGGGAGUACCGAUCCUGCUGGUGGACUAUGGAUUUGGGUACAGCAGAAAAUAGUGAAAAUUAUAUGUAUGUGUAUAAAGGGUAGGGGUAGGAAGGUCAUUGUUGGGAUUUAUAUUCAUAUGUUAUUGUACUUCUGUGUUUUCUUCUUCUCUUUGCCAAAACCAGUUCUUAUUAGAAAAAACCAUUCAUCUAAA